CCCCGCCCCCCACUCCGUACACAGGCUUUCCCCAGCACACGCUGCGGCUCCGAGCCGCCUUAUAUAAAAACGAAUGUGGGCGAGGAAGAGAUUUCGGUCCGCUUUGGGGGCUCCCUGCCUUAGCCUAUGGGGAGGAAGCUACUGGACAGCCUUUCCACUGGGUGUUUGGUGGCUUGAUUUCCUUGCCAACAGCGCUUGGGGUGCGGGUCCUGUGGCUGAGAAAAGGGUGGAAGAGGCGAGAAUGAGGUUAAGGAUAGAUCUCAAAUAAAAUAUCAAAAUAAGGGGAUGAAGGAUACUAAGAAGAAUGCGAAUGAGGGCACGAAAAGAGGACGGAAAAGGCAGUCUGGGGCAGAGAGAGAAGUCAGUAAAAGGAAGAUGUGCGUCUUGAAACAUCAGGCGCUACGGCUGCCACCUAAAAAAAAAAAGCGAGGCCAACGGGGAUUAUGGGAUUUGUAGUUUUAUAGGGUAUUCGGUUGGAAGAUGGCGGCAAUGACUGCUGCGCAAAAGCAGAAACAGCCUCCAACUGCGCAUGCGCAUUAGCCCUGCGAGCACGCCGCCGGAGGAGGUGGAGCUUGCGAGUGGCCUCGCGCCUAGCCUUGUUGGCGGGAAAACUGGUUGGAGGUUCGCGCGGCUGGUGGAGUCGCUGCAGUAACUCUGUCUGCUCCUCACCCUUAGAGCCUCUACGCACCAGAAGGUAGUUGGUGUUUUUCCGCUUGCACCUGAAGGUUCUAGGCUUGGCCAGUCUUGGCACCUGUCGCCUGAGGAAAAGUUUUCUCCUCAGGGUGAUGGCUAGCUCUUAUCCCUCGCCUCAGAAUCUCUAGCCGCAGACUUGCUCCAAAGAGAAAACCAAAACUAGCAGAGGCAUAAAGAAAGUGUAGCUUCUGAGCUGAAUGAUGCCAACCUUGGAGAGUAAAGAAAAAUGUGGGAAAGGACCAAAAAAUACCUUUGCCCCGCCUGCACAAAAAUUGCAUAGCCUGAUGCCCUAUAACCUUAACUCAUCGAAGGAGGAGAUCCCGGAGAUCAGUUCCCCACAGGCAGAGGUCAGGCCAAGCCUGCUAAAGGCUGGGUUAGAGAAGAAGAAGGAGAAAACAACCACAGAGAAUGGCCCAGGCAGUGGCCAGGAGGUACAAGGAAAGGCUCAAGACAGCAAGAACACAAAGAAAGAAAAGGAAAAAUCAACUCUUACCGACGCAGAAUUUGAGGAGAUUGUCCAGAUUGUGCUACGGAAGUCCUUCCAGGAGUGCUUGGAGACUUCCUGUACCCAGCCUACAAGAUGUACCCAAUUAGACAAGGAACCAGGAAUUGCUUCUUCUAAUACUUCUGAUAAUAAUAAUGCUGAUGGAGACAGAGUAGUGGUACCUCCUAUUCUAGAGAUUUCAGCCUCUCAGGAAGAUGGAAUAAUCCCUGAGAUAAAGAUAUCUAAGCCAGGCCAGCCAGAUUCUGCAUCCUCUGAGAAGAAAUUCAAUAAACUCUCCUUAAGCAAAAGAAAGAAGGAACCUCAAGAUGAGAAAAUGGAGAAAGACCAAAGUGAACAUGAGUACAGACAGGAUGACCAACAUAAGAAAACUAUCCAGGAUCAUUCCCAGGACGGGGACCAACAAAAAGGAGAAGGAAAUGGUUUUGGUCAAUGUCUAGUCUGGGUCCAGUGUUCCUCCCCACACUGUGAGAAAUGGAGGCGGCUGCGUGGGAACAUUGACCCCUCAGUCCUCCCAGAUAAUUGGUCCUGCGACCAGAACACAGACUUGCAGUAUAAUCGCUGUGAUAUCCCUGAGGAGACCUGGACUGGUCAUGAAAGUGAUGUGGCCUAUGCCUCCUACAUCCCAGGAUCCAUCAUCUGGGCCAAGCAAUACGGCUACCCCUGGUGGCCAGGCAUGGUAGAACCUGAUCCUGACCUGGGGGAAUAUUUUCUUUUUGCUUCUCAUCUUGAUUCCCUGCCGUCCAAGUACCAUGUGACAUUUUUUGGAGAAACAGUCUCUCGUGCUUGGAUCCCAGUCAACAUGCUAAAGAACUUCCAGGAGCUGACCCUGGAGCUAAGUGGAGUGAGAAAGUGCAAGAAUAAGGACUGCAGCCAGAAACUGGGGGUAGCCCUGAUGAUGGCUCAAAAGGCAGAGCAGAUCAGUAUUCAGGAGCGGGUUAACUUGUUUGGUUUCUGGAGCCGAUACAGUGGACCUGACAAUAAUGGGGAAGAAAAAGACUUAUCGCUCUCUGGGACUAGCAGCUUAGAUUCCUGCUUGGAGAAAGAAGAGAAAGAGCCAGAGUUGGAGGAGGAUGAAGAGGAGGAACAAGAUAAAGCAGAUCCAACUUUGCUUAAUCCCAAGCCAGCCAAAAUUCAAACAAAAAAACCCAAGGCAAGAGGAUUGGGGGUUGGGAGUGAUGCCGGAGCAGAUGAACGAGAUGGGACCCUGAAAAGGAGAACAACAAAGAGAACUCUGUUAAAUGAACCUGCACCUCCACCUGUGCCCAUAAUGGGAAGGAAAAAAGGGCAUGGAAAUUCAGGACCUGAGCAGCCGGACCCUAAGAAAAAAUUCAAAGCUCCCCAAAGCAAGGCCCCAGGAAGCAGCCUGUCUGAAGAAAAAGAAGCUAGACUAGUGCCAGAAGUCCUGACCCCACCAGCUCCUUGUGGGGCCUGUCGUGUUGCUGGGGAAGAAGGGCCUGAACCCCAGGAUGCUGGAAGUGUCCCUUCUGACGAUGGAGCCUCCAGUGACCUGGAUCUGGACCAGCUCAUGGAAGAUGUUGGAGAAGAGCUGGAGCAGAGGGAGGAGCCGCAGCACAGAGUGGACACGGGGGAGCUCGCUGUGGCCUUCUGUGAGGAAUAGCUGUGGACUUGUGCCUCCUGCCUGCUCUCUCACGCCUUCCCGGGUGAAGAGCCUCUCGGAGGAUCCUUAAGAAGCUGAUAAGUGUUGGGGUUGUUCAUUGGCUGUGAGGUGACCUGGCUAAAGUCAGAGUUGUGCAGUUCAUGUUAAUAAACCAGGCUGCUGGUUUC
This is a messenger RNA of Capra hircus (goat), 2983 nucleotides long. It is a transcript of the gene ZCWPW1, whose product is annotated as zinc finger CW-type and PWWP domain containing 1. The record is from RefSeq and is a predicted model, not a curated record. Gene Ontology annotation, molecular function: zinc ion binding. Bases 891 to 2816 code for a protein of 641 amino acids. NCBI's taxonomy places the organism in Eukaryota, Metazoa, Chordata, Mammalia, Artiodactyla, Bovidae. Gene Ontology annotation, cellular component: nucleus. The transcript is spliced from 17 exons.